UGGAGAAUGACAAGUGUAAAUGCGCAUGCGCACACUCGUCACCAACGCUGCGGGGACGCGGCGUGGCGACAGCGGAGGAAUCCAUAGCAACGGUGGAUAAACAUGAGUUUCUACAGCAGCACACUGGAGGACGACAAUCUGAAGCUCCGACAACAGAAACUGGAGAAACAAAGGGUGCUGCUGGAGCAGAAACAGCGACGGAAGCGUCAUGAGCCGCUCAUGGUUCAGCCCAACUCUGAGGGACGCCCGCGGCGCUCACGACCCUGUCGCAGUGAAGAGCCCCACGUCAACACGGCCAAUGACAUCAUCAUAGACGGCUUCGCCGGACCGGCGGCACUAUUGGGGUGUAAAGCUGCUGAUCUGGGCAGUAAGAUUCAAGUUCUAUCUGUCAAUCAAGCACAACAGCCCUCCCCUCCGACCACUCAAGAACCAGAGACCACUGAUGCUGAUACAGACACACUGCUGGAACCCAAAACAGACAUGCACACACUGCUGCAUAGAUGCGGACUGUCGGGCAGCAUGAACUAUGAUGAAGCCAGUGAGGAUGAUGAUGAUGAAGUUGAAGACAAAAGCUGCUCUCUCUCUCCAAACACAGAGAGCACACGGCCGGCGUCUGCCUCCAGUAAUAAAUCUACCACAGAGGUUAUUCCGCUGAGUUCGCCAUCGGCUGAAGGCUCCGUCAUCGAGGUGGAUAAUUUGGAGGAGUUUGUGCUGCGUCCGGCUCCACGCGGGGUCAUAGUAAAAUGCUUCAUCAACCGGGAUAAGAAGGGCAUGGACCGCGGCCUCUACCCCACAUACUUCAUGCACCUCCAGAGAGAAAACGACAAGAAGGUGUUUUUACUGGCUGGACGGAAGAGGAAAAAGAGCAAAACAUCAAACUAUCUGAUCACAGUAGACGCCACAGAUAUGUCCCGAGAGAGCGAGAGCUUCAUUGGUAAACUGAGGUCUAAUCUGAUGGGCACGAAGUUUAGCAUCUAUGAUAACGGCACAAACCCGUGUAAAGCUCCCGGAGCUCUGCUGGAAGAAACCAACACGCGUCAGGAGCUCGCCGCUAUCUGCUACGAGACUAAUGUUCUGGGUCUUAAAGGGCCGCGGAAGAUGACCGUGAUUAUUCCUGGCAUGAAUAUGAAUUUCGAACGGGUUCCGGUUCGUCCCGCUUGUGAGUCUCUGUUGAGUAAAUGGCAGAAUCAUUCGCUGGAGAAUCUGAUCGAGCUGCAUAAUAAAGCGCCGGUGUGGAACGACGACACGCAGUCUUACGUGCUGAACUUUCACGGCCGAGUCACACAAGCCUCUGUCAAGAACUUUCAGAUCGUCCACGACAACGACCCUGAUUACAUCGUGAUGCAGUUCGGCCGUGUGGCGGAGGACAUCUUUACUCUGGACUAUAACUACCCCAUGUGUGCCCUGCAGGCCUUCGCCAUCGGCCUGUCUAGCUUCGACAGCAAACUUGCCUGCGAGUGACCCCGUGACCCUGUCUCAACACAGACACCUCAUCUGCUCUGUACACAAGAGCACAAUCUCCUCCAGUUUAUUCAGUCCCUGUGUAAAGUGUGCGUACAGAUGCAGAACUGAAGCGACACACGGGAAAUAUUUUUCCGUUCCUGCUUUUGCAAAAGUGUUUAUAUCAUGAGAAACUAGAAAAAGGGAAAUUCAAGCACAUUUGUUCCUAAUCAACUGUUCUAUUGAUGUGAAAUAGGUUGGAAAUAAA
This is a messenger RNA of Xyrauchen texanus (razorback sucker), 1708 nucleotides long. RefSeq names its product TUB like protein 3 (gene tulp3). NCBI's taxonomy places the organism in Eukaryota, Metazoa, Chordata, Actinopteri, Cypriniformes, Catostomidae. Gene Ontology annotation, biological process: protein localization to cilium. The record is from RefSeq and is a predicted model, not a curated record. Gene Ontology annotation, cellular component: cilium. The transcript is spliced from 11 exons. Bases 103 to 1461 code for a protein of 452 amino acids.